Messenger RNA from Gryllus bimaculatus (two-spotted cricket), 3242 nucleotides. NCBI's taxonomy places the organism in Eukaryota, Metazoa, Arthropoda, Insecta, Orthoptera, Gryllidae. The record is from the annotation of a GenBank genome assembly.
AUGCAUCGUGGUCCGCUACCGGCACUGACAGUGGGUUCCGUGGUUGGAUUACGGUGGACUCUUUCUCCUCAGAGGGUUCUGUUGCUGAGGAUUGACUAUCAAACAAUGCCGAUAAACCUCAACAGCAAGUUACUUGUGCUGAAGGUGAUACCAAUGUUUUGCGAGAUAAUCAUGAGUCGAAAGGAAGCUUUAUCGCAAUUUAUUCAGCAGAUUCAUGGGAGACCUGUAGUUGUCAAAUUGAACAGUGGUGUGGAUUACCGAGGUGUUCUUGCAUGCUUGGAUGGCUAUAUGAAUAUUGCUUUGGAGCAGACAGAAGAAUAUGUAAAUGGACAGUUGAAAAACAAAUAUGGAGAUGCAUUUAUCAGAGGCAAUAAUGUCCUUUAUAUAAGUACUCAAAAAAGAAGAAUUUAAAUUUGGUUUUGUAAAUAUUAAUUUGUCCAAUUUGGUAUUUUGUUUUAUGAAUGUGGUAUGUUUAAUUUCUUAAAUUACUUUGUGAAAUUCACAUUAAUUAAAUAAAAACGUUUCAUUUUUUCAAUGUUUGAGUACUUGUUUCUACAGUAGGAGUGGAUGUACUUAUACUUCUAAAAACUCUUUUAUCUAGGUAGUACUUUCCGAAUACAAAUUUUUAAUAAAAUUGAAUUUGAUGGACCUAUACAAAAAAAUGUUUGCAAAGAAUUUAGAGUUAAGAAAUAAUUGAAUUGUGAAUUUCAUAAACCCCAUAAGUGCCAAUGUGUAAAUUUUUCGGGCAGUAAGAAAAACUGAAUAGCUUCCAAAGUAUUGUGUUGGCAGUUUACAAAAACAUGUGUAUUAAAACAUGUGGUUUUCUGAAUACCUUAAACUUUCAAUAACAGUGAAAUUUAGUUGUGUAUAUUUAAUAAAAAGAAAAGAUAUUAGUUCACUUGUGGGGGUUUUGCAAUAAACAUAUUUUUUUCUUUAUAUUUUGGUAAAUAAUACACAGAAACCAUUGCUUGUAAUUAGCUUUGGAGUAAUUAAAUUUAACUACUCAAGGGUAUUAAAACUUAGGUUUAUUUAAGAAAAUAAAAUGAAAAGUACAAGAAAUGGUAGUUCUUAAAUUGAGAUGCUCUGUAUUAGUCUGGCUGUAUCUCAAGUGGUUUUUCUUGGUCUGUUGAUGGCCUCUCAAACAGAAGCCAUAUCCACUCAGAACAAUCAUAUAUAUCCUGUGGUGUAUUAUCUUAAAUUUUUAUAUUUCCGUUUUCUUCAUAAUUUUUUUUUACUUAAUCAGGAUCUAAGAACAUAAUCCAUUGCAUCAUUUUAUCUGAGGUUAUAAACUGCUCAACCAUAAAGAUAUUUUUUCACAUUUAUUGUGAACACCAUUGUUGUUUUAAUAAAGUUUGCCUCUUAAUGUGGUAUUACUAGGAUUGUUGGUAGGUCUUUGGGGGCUCAUUUCCCUAUCAGAAUUACUCUUCUUUUCAUCAUUACACCAAUGUGUUUUAGACCUCAGGUUGACAGUUUUGGCCCCAAAAAGAGCUGAAUAUCUGAAGUAUUUUUACUUUCUUUAGAAUAAAAUCCUUUCCAAAUUUGUUGUAUGGUGUCAUCAUUUAAAAUUAAAUAGCAUUUCGUUGAAUGCUGACUUGUACAAUCAGCAGAAUUAGGACAAAUUGUUUCUUCUACUUUCUUCCCUUUGUGCAAUAUAUAAUUUCCACCACUUACUCUUGUAGUUCGAAAGGAGUUAGGUUUGUAAAAUUCCUUAUUGGUCACUCCACGUUUUGUCUUCAUUGUAAUGGUUCAUUUUCUGAGUGUUCCAAACCAGGUAUUGUUACUUAAAUACUGAUGCACAACAGCAAAUGAUACUUUUUAAGAACAUUAUGCUCUCUGCUGAAGAACAAAAUGUACUAUGUUUAUUGCAAAAAGCACAAAAGUGUUGGCACUUGUGUGCUUUCUGCACUAAACUUGGUGUACAUCUUAAAUUACUCUGCUUCUGAGAACUGCAAAUGUGGGAUAUCUGCACUUAUGAUGUAUUCAAGUCUCUGGAACACUAAUGUACUAUAAAGUCAAUCUGAAAAGUGGCGCUCAUGGGACUUUUGAAAUAAACAAUCCAAUUGGAAAAAGCACUCUGAUUAGUUUCUGAAGCAUUCUAUCUCUUAUGAAUGCUUUGUAAGGAAAGUAAUAUUCAAAAUUGUCAUUACACAGCACUUGAGUUAAGCACUUAAAUAUGGUUUAUUAUGUUGAUAUUUCAAGUUGAAGUUGAGAUGAAAAUAAACUUGAGAAAUGUUUUCAUGAAUUUGAAUUUUCAUGAAUAUUUACUUCAUUAAGAAGAAAAAUCAUUGUUGAUUACAGAAAUGAAAUUAUUGAAGAUGCUAUAAAAAGAAUAUGCCAGUAUAGUUAUUGAAUAAAUUGUAUUUAGUGGUCAGCUGUAAAUUAGAUUAUACUAAAGAAGGUGAGAGGUGGUUUGAGGCAGCAUUAAAUUGCAUUACAUAUGGGUAGAGAGGUGAUAGUUUCGUGUUACAUAACUUUUAUUCAAUCUUAUGCUAAAAUGUUAAAAAAAAUAUGAAUCUUUUAAAAAGAGUUUAUGUAUAAAUUAUUACUAUAAUUUGAAAUUUUUUGUCAUCAAUACACAUCAAUUGAAUAUCCAUUUAAUGUAUGAUUAAAUUCAAUUAAAUUGGUGCAGUAGACUCACUCACGCCUUAUCCACAAUGACAUGUGUAAGGCUUGUCAAACAUUUUUCUUGCCUAAGCAUCCUUCCUUCAUUCGGAAAUUGUCUUCAAUCUUAUUUUUAGGUACAGUCAGCAUCACCAACAAAGUGUGACUUUAAUUAUCUUAUAUUUUAAUAUAUAACACAAAAUUAAUACAAAUGUUUUUUACUGUAAUGUAAUUUGUUUUACAUACUCCAAAUUAAAGAUGUUGUAAACUGUACAUACUUAUUUAGGGGGUUCAAGCAUGCGGACAUGGGGCAAGAGGAGAUAUUCUAAAGACUCCAAAUAUGUGUUACGUAAUGAAAAAACAACCCUUAAUUUUUAAAAUAAAUAUGUGUAUUUUGACCUUUCUUUCUUUGAAUUCUAUUGGAUAAGUUACUGUUCAAUGAAUAAAUCCCUUCAGUGUCAAAAAAAUAAUGCAGGGAGAAAGAGUUGCUCAUAAAUUACAUAACAUUAAAAAGGGUUGAGGCAUCAUAAUGCUGAGUCACAGCAGUAUGGAAUGUUGAUUAAUAGUUCCAUAAUGCUGAAAUUUAUUUUUUGUAAAUUUGCUGAAGUAAUUCCUUUUAUUCAGUCUUACAUUAAAAUAUA